Molecule: messenger RNA, 2181 nt
Organism: Anolis sagrei ordinatus
Lineage: Eukaryota; Metazoa; Chordata; Lepidosauria; Squamata; Anolidae
Gene: ODAD4
Product: outer dynein arm docking complex subunit 4
Cellular component (GO): cytoplasm
Molecular function (GO): protein binding
Source: RefSeq, a predicted model, not a curated record
UCCUCGGCCUUGCCAGCUCUAAGGAUGGUGGACUCGGAGGGCGACGCUUUGCGGGGGACCUUCCCCAGCUUCAUGGCAGAAGGGACGAUGCUCAGCCAGCGAGGAGAGCUUACCAAAGCCCUCGCCUGCUACACCUACGCCCUGCAGCUCCAGCCAGCGGACAGGAACUGCCUUGUUGCCCGCUCAAAGUGCUACCUAAGACUAGGAGAUACAGAAAAUGCCUUGAGGGAUGCAGAAGACUCGCUGGCAGCUGACAAGGAAUUUACCAAGGGACUAUACCAGAAAGCUGAGGCCUUAUACACCAUGGGGGAUUUUGAAUUUGCCUUAGUCUUUUACCAUCGAGGCCACAAGCUUAGACCAGAGUUGCAGAAAUUCAGGCUGGGCAUUCAGAAAUGCCAGGAGGCAAUAGAAAAUUCUGUUGGAAGCCCUUCUUCUGUGAAACUCGAGAACAGACCGGACCUCUGCUUUCUGAGUCGUCAGGCAGAGGCCAGAAAAGCAAAACAGAAGCUUACUAUCAAAUUUACCAAAAAGGAUGCUAAAUACCUAAGUAAACAACAGGAACCUGUAAGAAAUGAGAAGACCGAACGGCAACUCCUUGGGGAACUCUAUGUUGACAAGGCUUUUCUGGAGAAAUUGCUCAAGGAUGAAGACUUGAUAAAAAGCACUACAAAGCAAGGGGUAACUGUUGGAAGCUUGAUCCAAGAAGGACUUUCCUACCUGGACACCCGCACGGAUUUCUGGCAACAGCAGAAACCUAUAUAUGCCAGAAUCAGAGACCGAAAACUGAUGCUUCAGAGAUGGACCAGGGAUCAAAAGCGGAAACCCUCUGAAGUAGCUAGAUAUAUCCUGAAAAGCAUGGAGGACAUUGAUAUGUUGCUCACCAGUGGUUGCCCUGGAAGAAGCUGGCAGAAAGCUGAGCAAGUACUAAAAAAGAUUCAAGGUUUUGAUGAUGAUGAGAUUCCUAACAGGAAUGAGCUGGUUGGAAACCUCUACAGCUGUAUUGGAAAUGCUCAGAUUGAUAUGGGAAACUUGGAGGCAGCUUUACUGAGUCACCAGGUGGACCUGGAUAUUGCCAGAGAAAAUAAUUUGAUUGAUGCUGUCUCUAGAGCCCUGGACAAUAUUGGACGAGUCUACGCCCGCAUGAAAAAAUACGAGGAAGCCAUUGAAACCUGGGAAGAGAAGAUUCCACUUGUGAAGAGCAAUUUGGAGAAGACAUGGCUGUUUCAUGAAAUUGGGAGAUGUUAUCUGGAGCUUGAUAGAGCCAUUGAAGCCCGGGACUACGGCGAGAGGUCUUUGCAAUGUGCAGAGGAGGAGGGGGACAUUGAAUGGCAGCUCAAUGGUGGUGUGUUGGUGGCACAAGCACAAGUGAAGCUGGAGAAUUUCCACUCAGCUGUUGCAUACUUCGAGGCGGCUCUGGAGAAGGCAAAACGUAUCCAUAAUGAUGCAGCUCGGCAGGCAAUCAUUAUUGCCCUGGAUGAUACCAACAAAGGAUAUAUCGAAGAGUUGAGAGAAGAGCAGAGACGUGAGAGGUUGCGUGAAUUGGGAGAAUUGGAAGAUGAGGAAGAAGAAGAGGAAGAAGCGAUUGCAGAAGAAGAAGCAGAAGCAGAAGAAGAAGCAGAAGCAGAAGAAGAAGAAGAAGAAGAAGAAGAAGAAGACAGCCAAAGAGAUAUCUAUGACUUAAAACCAGAAGAGGACACCACAGAAGAAGGCGAAGAAAGAGAAGAGUAUGACAUAACUGAGUCAGAAGGCGAAAAACAGGUAUCAAGCUCAGAGGGAGGAGAAACGUUUACAUCUGAGGAUGGGGAGAUAGAAGAGGGAGAGGGAGAACGGACUCAAGGAGAAUCUGAGGAGGAAGAGGAGAGACCAGGAGAAACAGGGGGAGAAACUCAGAGAACAGAGGAAGAUGACACAGAAAAGUCAAGCAAGGAUUUACCAGGAUGAGGCCUGUGAAAGUUUUGCUCAUAGGGACGCUUGCUUUUUAAGCUUGGAAUUGUUUCAGUUCAAUAUCUUUUCUACCUAGCCUACUUGUGGUGCUUUCAGUACCUUGAAAAUAAAACACUUUUCAGUUGAGAUUUUAGGGGAAUUUAAGAAAUGCAUAAUUUUAUGUAAAACACUUGAAAAUCUAGAAUUUGUCUAGGUUAUUCAGGAAUUGAUUUGGCCAUUAAAGAUAUAUCAAAUGUU